This is a messenger RNA of Pongo pygmaeus (Bornean orangutan), 4242 nucleotides long. It is a transcript of the gene CZIB, whose product is annotated as CXXC motif containing zinc binding protein. Gene Ontology annotation, molecular function: zinc ion binding. The transcript has 8 exons. Lineage: Eukaryota; Metazoa; Chordata; Mammalia; Primates; Hominidae. The record is from RefSeq and is a predicted model, not a curated record. The coding region runs from base 3125 to 3682 and encodes 185 amino acids.
GCCUGUCUUCAAGCUCACUAAUUCUUUCUUCUGCUUGAUCAGUUCUCAUGUUUAGAGACCCUGGUGCAUUCUUUGGUAUAUCAGUUGAAUUUAUCAGCUCCAGAAUUUCUAUUUAAUUUUUAAAAUUAUUUCCAUCCCUUUGUCAAAUUUAUCUGGCAGGAUUCUGAGUUCCUUUUUCCAUCUUUUUGUUAAGUUUAUCUGGCAGGAUUCUGAGUUCCUUCUCUGUGCUAUCUUGAAUUUCGCUGAGCUUCCUCAGUGACAAUGAAUUCUCUGUCUGAAAGGUCACAUAUCACUGUCACUGGGAUUGGUCACUGGUGCCUUAUUUAGUUCAUUUGGUUAGGUCAUGUUUUCUUGGAUGGUAUUGAUGUUUGUGACUGUUGGUCAAUGCAGAGCAUUGAAUAAGUAGGUAUUUAUUGCAAUUUUCACAGUUUGGGCUUAUUUGUACCCAUCCUUCUUCAGAAGGCUUUUCCAAGUACUCAAAGGGAAAUGAGUGUUGUGAUGUAAAUAUUUGGUCACUGCAGCUGUAACUGCAUUAGGGGGCACCCCAAACCCAGUGAUGCUGUGACUCUUGUAGACUCAGAGGUACUGCCUUGAUGGUCUUGGGUAAAAUCCGAGAGAAUUCCCUGGAUUACCAUGCAGAGUCUCUUGUUAUCUUCCCUUACUUUCUCCCAAAUAAAUGGAGUCUCUCUCUCCAUGCUGAGCUGCCUGGAGUUGGGAGAGGAGUGACACAAGCACCCCUGUAGCCACCACUGCUGGAACUGUGCUGUGUCAAACCUGAAGCCAGCACAGUAGUGGGUCUUGCCCAAGGCCUAUGGUAUUGCCUGGUUAUUGCUGAUGUUUAUUCAAAGCCCAAAGGCUCUUUAGUCAGCAGGUGGUGAAUCCAGCCAGGCUUGUGUCUUACCCUUUGGGGUGGCAGGUUCCCUUCUGGCCCAGGGUGGGUUUAGAAAUGCUGUCCAGGAGCUAGGGCAUGGAGUCCGGGCUUUAGAAACCUACUUGGUGCUUUAUUUUACUUGUGGCUGAGCUGGUACCUAAGUUGCAAGACCAACUCCUUUUUAACUCUUUCCUCUCUUUUCCUUAAGCAGAAGGAGUCUCUCCCUGUGGCAACCAUUGCUGGGAAGGCACUGGGUCACACCUGAAGGCAGCACAGUACUGGUCCUCACCCAGUACUGUGGCUAUUACUAAUGUUUAUUCAAGGCCCAACAGCUCUUUAGUCAGCAGGUGAUGAAUCCUUCCAGGACUGGGUCAUUUCCUUCAAAGCAGCAAGUUCCCUUCUGGCCCAUGGUAGCUCUAGAAAUAUCUGGGAGAUAGAGCCUGGCAAGGGGGCUUCAGGACUCUGCGUGGUGUUUUAUUCUACUGUGGCUGGGAUGGUAGCCAAGCUGUAAGACAAAGUCCUCCUUACUUUCCCCUCUCCUUUCCUCUAAGGGAAAGGAGUCUCUCCUGGAGCUGUGAGCUGUGCUGCCUGGGGUUGGGGGACUGGUGACAUAAACACUCCUUUGGCUCCCCAGCUGGUAUCUCACUAGGCUGUGUGCACCCCAAGUCCACGGGCUCUGAGCUCAGCACAGCACCAGGACUUGCCCAGGAAUUGCAGUAUUUGUGGCCUAGACUGCCUUUCUAAUUUAUUUAGGACCCUGAAGCGCUUUAGCCAGUGGUGGUGGGGCUCGCCGGAACCUGACCGCUGGGAUGGAUGAUUCCCCUCUGGCUAGGGUUUCUCUAAGUGCUUCCUCUGUGGGCACUAGCUGAAUUCUGCCCUGAGUUGCUUUCUACUGUGACAGGGCAGCACUCAGUUCCAAUGCAAAGUCCCAUAAGCACACAGAUUCUCUCUCUGUGCCGGGCAGCCAGCUGCUGCCAGAGGAUGAGGGAGGGGUGGUGGUAGCAAUUCAAGACUGUCUUUCCUACCCUCUUCAUUGCCUUGUUCCUUUUUUUUUCUUCUUCUUCUUUUAUGAGAUAGAGUCUCACUCUGUCAGUCAGGCUGGAGUGCAAUGGCAUGAUCUCAGCUCACUACAACCUCCACCUCCCGGGUUCAAACAAUUUUCCUGCCUUAGCCUCCGGAGUAGCUGGGACUACAGGUGUGCACUGCCAUACUCGGCUAAUUUUUCUAUUUUUAGUAGAGACAGGGUUUCACUAUGUUGGCCAGCUAGGUCUCAAACUCCUGACCUCAGGUGAUCUGCCCGCCUCAGCCUCCCAAAGCACUGGGAUUACAGGUGUGAGCCACCGCGCCCGGCCAUUGCCUUAUAUCUUGAUGUGAUGUUAAAACCAACUACUGUGAUUGCUAUCUGAGUUUUGAUUCUCAUGAAGGUGCUUUCUUGUGUGGAUAGUUGUUCAGUUUGGUGUUCCUGCCAGGGAAGAGGAGGAGGAGGCUCACUGGAGGGUUCUAUUUGGCCAUCUUGCCCCACCUCCUAGAAGGAGUCUUGAAUGUGCCGUUCCUUUUACCAUUAAUCUCCACAGCUCCUGCAUGGUCUCAGAUGUAGCCUGGACAGGAGGCCAGGUAAAGUUCAAUAAACAUAUGAGAGAAGAAUAAACCAGGUGGGCUCCCAAAAAAGAGCCAGCUGAAGGGGAAUGUCCAGUCGCAAGGACCACAAUGAGAUGGAUAUGGACACAGGGCAACCUCUGGAGAGGGGUCUAGAAACCAGGUCUCUUGGGUGAAACAGGAAAGGGCAGUUUAAAGAAAGGCAUCAUCCCCAAAUCUGAUAAACCAAUACACUCUACUUUUUAAAGUGUAUUGGUUUAUCUUUAUUUGGCAGUCUUGGAACUCUUCCUUUUAUAGCUUUUCCCCUGGGCAGAGGGAGGUGACGUGAUCUGAGAAGUUCCAGGGCAGGCAGAGUAGUGAAGAGCCUGGAAAGAACUGAGGGGCAGGAACUGUCUUGUUCGCUUAAAGCAGGCACAAAAUUGGCGUUCAGUAAGUGUCUGUGGCACCACCGAAACCCGGAGUCAGGCUUCCGCUGGCCUGAGCACAGGUUGCUCGCGGACCUGGCUGACCUCCUCCACCGGCCCCAGAUCCCCAGAUGCGAAAAGCCCUGUGGGCCAGGCGAUCAGCCGCGCGCAGACGUCCCGGCCCCGGCCCCGGCCCCGCCCUCGCCCUCGCCCUCGCCCUCGCCCUCGCCCUCGCCCUACUGAGGGUGCGCAGAUGGCACCCGCCUUUUACGACGCACCGGAAAGCAACGGCAACGGCCGCAGCCAGCACCGGGUGGAGUGGGCCACCAUGGGGAAAAUCGCGCUGCAACUCAAAGCCACGCUGGAGAACAUCACCAACCUCCGGCCCGUGGGCGAGGACUUCCGGUGGUACCUGAAGAUGAAAUGUGGCAACUGUGGUGAGAUUUCGGACAAGUGGCAGUACAUCCGGCUGAUGGACAGUGUGGCACUGAAGGGGGGCCGUGGCAGUGCUUCCAUGGUCCAGAAGUGCAAGCUGUGUGCAAGAGAAAAUUCCAUCGAGAUUUUAAGCAGCACCAUCAAGCCUUACAAUGCUGAAGACAAUGAGAACUUCAAGACAAUAGUGGAGUUUGAGUGCCGGGGCCUUGAACCAGUUGAUUUCCAGCCCCAGGCUGGGUUUGCUGCUGAAGGUGUGGAGUCAGGGACAGCCUUCAGUGACAUUAAUCUGCAGGAGAAGGACUGGACUGACUAUGAUGAAAAGGCCCAGGAGUCUGUGGGAAUCUAUGAGGUCACCCACCAGUUUGUGAAGUGCUGAUCCCUCUUCCUUCCCAGUUGCCCUUAAGAACUGAGAAAGGACAAAGUACUCUAAGCAGCAGAGCCCACAGAGGCUGGUUCCUUUGACCCUUGUCUCCUGGUGGCUGUACGAAACCUUCACAAUCUGCAUGCUGGACUUUAUUACAGCUUCCCAAGCCCCAUCAAUAAAGCCCCUGUUCAUGCUGCACUGGUGCAUGAAGGUGAAGUAAGGAGGCAGCUACUCCCUUCACAAAUAAGAAUUCGUGCAGCAGCAGUUCACUCCUUAGGAAAAUGAAGAGUAUUUUUAAGGAGAUGGUAUCUCCCCAGUCAAGGGCAAGUUUACAGAGAUGAAACCACAGUCCCACCAUCACUCAAUGAGCCAGAAGCCAAAGGUGACGUACUGUUACCUGAACUUACUGAACUUGCUGUUGGGAAGAUCUUUGUGAGGAUUAGGAAUUAGGUUAAAAGAAAUUAAGAACCAUCUUCAAGCAAAAAUUAAACUUUAUUUCUGCUUAAACAAUAAAUACACCUGAGUUAGUUUUCCAAACCUUUCCUCCUGAUUAAAUGCCCUUAAAACUGAAA